Photinus pyralis (common eastern firefly) is the source of this 1790-nucleotide messenger RNA. RefSeq lists its product as uncharacterized. The coding region runs from base 634 to 1230 and encodes 198 amino acids. NCBI's taxonomy places the organism in Eukaryota, Metazoa, Arthropoda, Insecta, Coleoptera, Lampyridae. The transcript is spliced from 2 exons. The record is from RefSeq and is a predicted model, not a curated record.
GUACUUCAGUACCAAAAGUACUUUAAGUACUUUACUUUAAGUACCACAAAUUUUCCGAUACUUAUACUUAAAUUUUUAAGUACUUUGAUUAAUACUGGUACUUAGUACUUAAAAGUAGUACUGAAUAUUCCAAAGUACUUAAAAUAGUUGCUUAAGUAAAAAAUUACUUUAAGUAUCCAAAAAUACUGGUACUUAACACUAAUGGAUUGAGUACUUAAACUUACAAGUACCAAGGUACUUAAUAUGUAGGUACUUAAGUACUUAUCCUAUUUAUAUCAAUGCUUCAUUCGAAAAAUACUGACGUUAGAGAAUAUAAUCAGGUAGUCAAAACAAGAGCUUACAUUUUGCUUAGUUGCGCUGCGCGUUUAAAAAUAAUUCCUUACUCAUUUUUCAUCUUUCGUUUCUGUGUGAUCGAUGGCGAAGCAGUAUUAUUCCAGUCGUCGUGUUGUGUAAUUUGUAGAACGGUAUAAGUAGUAUAUGGGUGAGUACCUUACCUUUAUUUUUAUAAGGUUUAAUAAAGUCUAAGUAAAAAUUAAUGUCCUCUUGCUUUUACUGAGAUUUUUUUACUAAUAAAGAAUGGGUUGUGAAAUUGGUAUUCAUAUCCAUUAUUUUGCUUUUCUAGUUUGAUAAUAUAUGGACACAUACAAAUGUGAAAUGAAUGCUUAUGAUGAUGACAUGGACAGUCUUCCUGACCCAUUUCAUGCGUCUGGAGAAGACGAUUCAGAUUAUAUCCCUGAAACCGAAUCAGCAGACAGCAGAAAGCAAGUUUCGCUCAAGCACUACUUUGCGUCCUCAUCGCGACCAAAGCCGUUACCCACUACAAGCAGUACCUGUACCAGUGACUUAAGCAAUAGCGACGAAAGCCAUGGUCAAUCACUAAAUAAGCACAAACUUCCACCAAUUCUGGAUGGCAAAUUCUUCCAAAUUAUUAAUACGGAUGAAGUGACCCACCACAUACAAGCGCAAUGCCAACUCUGCUUGCCAAAUAAGGCGAUAAUUAAAGGUUCUUUGAACAUUACCACCAAUUUUCUCAAACACCUUAAAAAAAAGCAUUCAAAUAAGUAUGAUUGCUACAUUCAAUAUAAAACAGAAAAGAUUACUUUAAAUCGUCAACAGAAGCGUACUUUAAGUAUUAGUGACUCCUCUGCAGAGAAAAACUUAAAAAAGCAAGUAACCAUUCAUUCAGUUUUAAAAAAAAGCCCACGCAAAAGUUGUUUGAUGAGAGAAUAAUAAAGUUUAUAAUUGACACAAUGUCACCAAUUUCAAUCAUUUCGCAUGAUAGUUUUAAAAACAUGUUCGAAGGUAUGAAUGUUCAUAUUAUGGAUCGCUCAGUAGCAGUUAAAAAAAUUAAUGUAAUGUAUGAGAACACUUGCAAUGAUCUGAAACUGGAAAUUUCUAAAGUAGGCCAUGUGUGUACCACGGCAGACAUUUGGUCUUCAAAAAGCCGUAGUUUCUUAGGCGUGACUUGUCAUUGGCUCAACGAAGAUCUGCAACGACGUUCUGUGGCCUUAGCAUGCUCAAGGUUUGCGGGUACACAUUCUUACGAUAGGGUUGCUGAGGCUUUAGAUGAUAUACAUAAACGGUUCCAUCUUGAUACGAAUAAAAUUUUGGCCACUGUGACUGACAAUGGUUCUAAUUUUGUCAAAUGUUUUAAAGAGUUUGGUUGUAACAUCGAUACAAUAAAUGACGAAUAUACUGGUAUAGAAGAAGACGACGAGGAAGAUAAUUCUGAUACGAUGAAACCUUGCAUUCAAAGUGACGAUGAGUACUGUACGUUUUUAACUCUUGAU